Messenger RNA from Physeter macrocephalus (sperm whale), 2296 nucleotides. RefSeq names its product cilia and flagella associated protein 210 (gene CFAP210). The coding region runs from base 33 to 1370 and encodes 445 amino acids. The record is from RefSeq and is a predicted model, not a curated record. The transcript has 9 exons. NCBI's taxonomy places the organism in Eukaryota, Metazoa, Chordata, Mammalia, Artiodactyla, Physeteridae.
CCAAGUCUGAGAGCGCCUUGGGUACCUCAGAGAUGCUGGUGCGGCUCGGAAGGCGCUGUGGACGGGCAAAGGAAAGCACGGAAGUAAAGAACUGUGAAGAAGAUCAAGUCCUCUAUCCACCUCUUCUGCCUAGCAAAGUAGAUCUCCGGCAGGUCACCAUAAUUCCACACAAUGAGUGGGAAAGGAUUCGAGAUAGCCUUGACAGUUUGACAAGAGAAGCAGCACACCUUCGUGCAGAAAGAAAGGCAAAGAAAGAAAUGCAUUUCCGAUCCCAAGAAGUGGUAAAACACUGGACUAAUACAUAUGCAGGGAUGAAAGAACAGAAACUUGAAGCCAAAAAGAAACGUGAUAAAGAAAUAGAGGCAGAAAGACAAAUUCUUGAUGUGGAAGAAGCAAUACACAAACAAGGAGAAAGGAAAAAGGCCAUUGAAUAUGCAAAGCAAUAUCAAUUUUACCAGACAGAAAGAGUGAAAAACUUUCAUUCAGGACUUCUUCUUAGUAGAGUUUUGAAAGAACGUGAUGCACAGAUUGAAUUCCAAAAGAGUAAAAUAAAAUCAGAUAAAAAAUGGGAGGAACAAGUGAAACUCAAUGUUGAAAAAUCUUUUAAAGAAGAACAAGAAAAAGCAGAAAAACAACGUAGAGAUAGAGUGGCUCUUGGCAAAGAUCAUUUAAAACAAAUAAAGGAACAUGAAGAGGAAGAAGAGAGAAGGAGAAAAGAGGAAGAAAAGGAUGCUGAGGAAAUAAAACGACAGAAUUCAUUAUAUGAAAUAGAAAUGAAAAAAAAAAGAGGAAAGAAAAAAGAAGAGAUCAAUGAAAGCAGGAGACUAUUUUUUGAACAUUUGAAUGAUAAAAAUACCAUCAAAGCUAUAGAACGGCAGCAGCAAGAGGAAGAAGAUGAAAAGAUUAGAAAAUUUAUCAAAGCAAAAAAGCGUCUUACACAAAUGGGGAAAGAAAAAGAAGCUGAAACACACAGGCUAAUGGAGGAACGGAGAGAAAGAAUAAAUAACUUCCUGAGUAAACUAAUGAAAGAGAAAUUUGACAAUGAAGAUUUGAUUAUUGCUAGAGAUAUUGCAGAAGCUGAGGCUGAAUGGGAAAAAAGAGAAAGAGAAAAGUAUGAAAAAAACAAAGCAGAAUUAAAAGCAAUUGCAGAACAUAGAGCUCUUGUGAUAAAAAAUAAAGAGGAAGAAGAAAGACAAAGAAAAAUAGAGGCUAAAGAACAAUUGCUAGCUAUCCUGAAAGCGGACCAGAUUUUCUGGGAGCGUGAAAAGGAGAAAAAACGGAAAGCUGAUAAAGAACGUCGAGAGGUUCAAGAUGCCCAUAUUCAGCAAAUGAACCACCAUACUGUUUUCUACAGCAACUGUACCAUUUAACACUCUGACCAGCAAUGUUCAAGGGUUCCAGUUUCUCCAAAUUCUCAACAUUUUCUGUGUUUGUUGUUGCUUAUAAUAAUGGAUUUGAAAUGGUAUCUCAUUGUGGUUUUCAUUUGCAUUUCCCUCAUGAUUAGUGAUGUUGAGUAUCUUUUCAUAUGCUUAUUGGCCAUUUCCAUUCAGUCUGAAGACUUUCUUUAGCACAUUUUAUAGCACAGGUGGGCUAGCAAUAAAUUCUUUCAGUUUAUGUUUUUCUGGAGAUGUCUUUAUCUUGCCUUUUCAUUGGAUAUCAUUUUUUUCAGACUUUUGAAAUGUUUGUUCCAGUGUCUUCUGGCCUUCACUGUUUAUGACUAGAAAUCUGCUGUCAAUCAUAUUGUUUGUCUCCUAUAUGUGAUGUGUCAUUUUUCUCUUGAAAAUGAAGUUUUUUCUUCAUUUUUGGCUUCCUGCAGAUUGACUAUGAUGUAUUUUCCUUGAAUUUUUUCUAUUUGGGAUUUGUGGUGCCUCUUGGAUGUGCUAGUUAAUAUCACCAAAUGUGGGGAGUUUUCUGUCAUUUCUUCAAAUAUUUUUCCUGCUUCUUUAUCCUUUUUUCUUCAGGGACCCAAUUUGCACAUACACAGAGACAUCUGAUAUUAUACCAGAAACCUCUUGACAAUUCUGAUCAUUUUUAGUCAAUAUUUUUCUUUGUUCCUCAGAUGGGACAGUUUCUAUUGACCUACCUUCAGAUUCACUGAUUCUGAUGUUGAGCUCAUCUAAUGAAUUUUUCAAUUAUUGAACUUUCAACUCUACAGUUUUCAUUUGGUUCUUUUUUAUAUUUUCUAUAUUGUUUCCAUUUCUCUGAUUAGAUUCCCAGUUCACGCAUUCUAAGCAUAUUUCCUUUAAUUCACUGGAUAUAUUCAUAAUAACUGCUUUGAAAUAUAAUUGCUAAAGUC